AAUUGGAGUACGAGGUGACUUGGGCCGAGGAGACGCCAUUUUUGAAGUCUCGUGUAUAAGAUGAGUGUGUGAUGUGUGAUUGUGCGAUGGGAGAGAGGAAUAAAAGAGGUAGUAAAGGACAUUUCCCAGCAAGAUGUGUCACAAAUAGGCACAGCAUCAGACACUGAGGCGUUGUUAUCUGGACAAGUUAGAGCAGAUCUUGAAAUUACAUGCAUCUUGAUGAAUCAUCCUGUAUAUCGAAUUAGAUCGCACAGAACGUUACUUUCCAAAAUAAAUUGCAGCAACAGAUUCUCCAUCUAACGAUACUAGUCUUUAAUUCGUCUCCAGUUGGAUGUGGUUUCUGUAACUGCGCAUAUUUUUUGAUCGUGGGGACUGCGUACGCGUUGUCCCUGUUUUUCUUUUACCUUCAUACUACUGGAAAAUGGAAAUAUGGACGAAUAACUGAAUGCAGUCCGGAACCAUAUAUUAAACUUGACUGAUCUAACGAUACUCCGGAGAAUUAAUUUUUAUCUAUCGCGGUUUACUGUGUUAAUUUCGAUUGAGAGAGCAAUUAAAGAACUAAUGAGCUAUUAUUUGACGAUACUUGUGGCUAAAUGAAAUGAAAUGGUAUCAUUGGACACAAUUAUUUUCAAAAAUUCCUUCAAAAUGAAGUAAAAUAUUUAACAAAAGACAGAUAACGUGAUAAUUAAAUAUAUUGCAACACAUCAUGAGCUUUUGGUUUAAUUUAGUGAAAAACACGUUUCUCGAGAUGUUGCAUUUAUUGUGGGUUGGUACAAAUUUGUGUUUUGGCCAACGGAGAAUAUCAAAUUAUUUGAGCAUAUAUAUCAAAACAAAUACAGGGAAAACACUCUCUGUCGAAUUAGACCCAAAAUGGGAUAUAAAGAAUCUGAAAGAAAUUGUUGCCCCAAAGAUGGGAAUGGCAGCCGAGGAUAUUAAGAUUAUAUUUGCUGGUAAAGAGCUGCAUAAUUCAAUUGUAAUUGAAGAAUGUGAUUUGGGUCAACAAAGCACUUUACACGCAGUAAGGAAUCCACAUAAAAAAUUAAAAAAUCAGUGUGCUUCUAGUUCUAUAGAAGAAUACAAAUCUGAGAGCUCUGACUUGAACGAAAGUGGUAGCAAACCUAUGAAUGAAACUCUUACAGAUUUGUCUUUGGACUCAUCUGAUCAACACAAUUUAUCUACAGAAGAGCAGCAAGACAAUCGAGCACAUUUUUACAUAUAUUGCCCAGGACCUUGUAAGAUUGUGACAGCGGGUAAGCUGAGAGUCAAAUGUGCAAAAUGCAAUAGCGGCGCUGUCACCGUCGACAGAGACCCUCAAUGUUGGUCGGACAUAUUAGAACCGAAUAGGAUAACUGUACAUUGUGAGAAUGACUUUUGUCCUGCAUCCUCACUUAGCGAAGAGGAAUUCCAAGUCACUUACGCUCACUUCUACUUCAAGUGUACAAGACAUGUCAGCUUAGGAGAGGAUGACAAAGUCAUACCUCUUUAUCUCAUUAGAGCAAAUUUAAGGAAUGUCCCUUGCUUAGCGUGUACAGACGUCAGAGAGACGGUAUUGGUAUUUCCGUGCGAAGCUCAUCAUGUAACUUGUCUCGAUUGCUUUUGCGAGUACUGCAUAGUUCGCUUGCAAGAACGACAAUUCCAAUUCGACUCCGUCGAAGGCUACUACACCUUGCCGUGCCCUGCUGGAUGCCCCGACUCUUUUAUUUCCGAAGUUCAUCAUUUUCAUCUUCUUAACGCGGAACUGUACAACAAGUAUCAGAGAUUCGGUACGGAAGAAUACGUUUUACGCAGCGGUGGCUUUCUGUGUCCGAUGCCAGACUGUGGAAUGGGCAUUAUACCGCCCACUAUCGAGGAACAAGCGGAGAAAGAUGAUGACCAACGCCGGAGGAUUCAGUGCAUUGGUGGAUGUGGUUAUGUUUUCUGCAGACUUUGUUUACAAGGAUACCAUACAGGAAAAUGCGAAUUUCAGCCAUUGGGAGCGUCUACAGAUGUCUCCUCACUUAGAAACUAUUCAGUGGAUCCUCUGAGAGCUAAGGAUGCCAAGUGGGACGAGGCUAGCAGGAAGACGAUACAAGUAUCCACGAAACCUUGUCCUCUGUGCAGAACUCCUACUGAAAGAGAUGGAGGUUGUAUGCACAUGGUAUGUAUGAGAGCAGGAUGUGGGUAUCACUGGUGUUGGGUGUGUCAAAUGCAGUGGACCAGAGAAUGUAUGGCUAAUCAUUGGUUUGGAUAACACGUUGAGAUGAGACUUUACCUUCGAUUAUAUUAUAUACAAUUGUUAGUAAUAAAAGCUUUUGCAAUUUA
Molecule: messenger RNA, 2301 nt
Organism: Harpegnathos saltator (Jerdon's jumping ant)
Lineage: Eukaryota; Metazoa; Arthropoda; Insecta; Hymenoptera; Formicidae
Gene: park
Product: E3 ubiquitin-protein ligase parkin
Exons: 12
Coding region: 707-2230 (507 amino acids)
Biological process (GO): protein ubiquitination
Cellular component (GO): mitochondrion; cytosol
Molecular function (GO): protein binding; ubiquitin-protein transferase activity; zinc ion binding
Source: RefSeq, a predicted model, not a curated record